Messenger RNA from Armigeres subalbatus, 950 nucleotides. RefSeq lists its product as uncharacterized. Lineage: Eukaryota; Metazoa; Arthropoda; Insecta; Diptera; Culicidae. The record is from RefSeq and is a predicted model, not a curated record. The coding region runs from base 154 to 756 and encodes 200 amino acids. The transcript is spliced from 2 exons.
GUUUGCUCGUCAAAAUGAUAAUUUUACAUGUUCUACCGUCGAAGCACUAUCUUCAUAAGGUGCGUGCAAUCGUUAUAAACACUACUCGGCGGUCGGUACAUAAAUCCAUCGAAACAGCUACUUUUUCUGUUACUGUUUGACGAAUUUCCCACAAUGAUGGUCAAACCGUUGUUAUUACUACUGUUAAUUGGAGUUAUUAUCGAAGUUCAUCUAGUAAGUCCACCCUAUAGGGUCCCAUGUGGCAACAGUUGUGGAUGCGAUAAAACAACAAAAUGCCCGGGAAAGUUGACUUGCCAGACCGGUGAAGUUCUGGUCGAUCGUCCUCCGUUUUGCGAACCAACUUGUUGCGAUGAUUGCAGCAACAGCAAACCAUUCCCACUAAAUUACCUAAUCCGACCAACAUGUGUUUGUAAAAAGGGCUUGGUUCGGCACAAUGGAGCUUGUAUUGAACCAUGUCAGUGCCCAUCUAAAGGAGAAGCAGUUACUAAAGCACCACUGACGACAACGAGUACUGCAAGCUGCAAUGAUGAUGUACCGUACAAAAAUCAGCCUGCAGGAUGUCAAUCGAACGCCCCUGCGCCGGUGAAGCCAUCUUGCGGAUGCCCGCAGAUGGUUACCCCCAACCCGUGUCUGUGCCAGUCAACACCGCUACCGUGCCCGUGUCAAGCAGUAUCUACUUCUGGUUGCCCCGUACAGUGCUAUCCCCCUCCACCGGUUGCUCCGCCGAAUCCAUGCGGACCGUGUGGCCGAUUAUAAUCUAGCAAGUAGUGCUUUCAAAAUAAAUCCCUAAUGAAUCCACCUAGCAGUGAUUUUUGCAUUCAUUGUAAUAGUUCAUUACCAAUAUUACCAAUAUAGUGCACUCUGACUGGUUUGAAGAAACAACGCAGUAACGCUACAAUAUCACAAAAGGAAAUCAAUGUAGUGAAGAGACAUUCUGAGGGGUGCUUGAA